UUAAGCCACAUGCACAAGACAAGAUGUUCAGAGAAGCUAGAGCCACGGGUCCCAGACGUGCCCACCCCAGCCAGGCCAACAGCACCUACAGGAUCCCCAAUGGCCCUGCCCUGCUCCUUCUUGGUGGCCCUGGUGGUGCUUAGCUGCCACUCCCUCGGCUCUCUGGGAUGUGACCUGCCUCAGUAUCACGGCCUGCUGCACUGGAGGACCCUGAUGCUCCUGCAACAAAUGAGGAGACUGUCUGCUAGCUCCUGUGAAAGGUACACAAACAACUUUGGCUUCCCCCAGGAGGUGUUUGAUGGCAAGGCGCUGCAGAAGGCUCAAGCCCUCUCUGUCGUCCAUGUGACGAACCAGAAGACCUUCCACCUCUUCUGCACAGAGGCCUCACCUGCUCCCUGGAACACGACCCUCCUGGAGGAAUUGUGCUCGGGACUUUCUGAGCACCUGGGCCACCUGGAAGCCUGUCCCCUGCAGGAGGCAGGGGUGGGAGAGCUGCCCCUGGUGAAUGGGGACUCCAUCCUGAGGAACUACUUCCAGAGAAUCUCCCUCUAUCUGCAAGAGAAGCAAUACAGCCCUUGUGCCUGGGAGAUGGUCCGAGCAGAGAUCAUGAAACCCUUGUAUGCAUCAACAGCCUUGCAUAAGAGACUAAGGAGUGGCAAGUGAGACCCGUUUCAACAUGGAAAUGAUUCCCUCUGACUAAUAACAUCACACAUUCCGGAGUCCUGCCAUCUCAGAGACUCUCAUUUCUGUGGUUGUGAAGACAUGAACACAGUCAAUUUGUCAAGAGUUUUCAGGAUAUGUCAACUCUACAAGCUGUA
Messenger RNA from Mustela erminea (ermine), 818 nucleotides. RefSeq names its product interferon alpha-1/2-like. Gene Ontology annotation, cellular component: extracellular region. The transcript has a single exon. The coding region runs from base 10 to 663 and encodes 217 amino acids. NCBI's taxonomy places the organism in Eukaryota, Metazoa, Chordata, Mammalia, Carnivora, Mustelidae. Gene Ontology annotation, biological process: defense response; cytokine-mediated signaling pathway; humoral immune response. The record is from RefSeq and is a predicted model, not a curated record. Gene Ontology annotation, molecular function: type I interferon receptor binding; cytokine activity.